AUGUGGCCCUCCAUCUCGAACGCGUCAACUGGAAGCGAUGGACUCAAGGGAUACAAUCUGAUCUUGCUAGAUGACGAUGACUGUCAUGUGCAUGCAUUCAUAUAUGCGGAUAGUUGGAAAUCACUUGCUGAUAAGAUUGAUGAAGGAUGUGUCUGUGUCAUAACUAAUUUUUACACAAAGAAAGCAACUGGGUCACUUAAACCAGUUUCAUCCCCUAUCCUGAUUAAUAUCUCGCAUUCAACAACGGUGGAAAAGGUUGAGGAGGACGAUUUUAUGAUCCCAAGGCACAAGUUUGAGUUCGUUGAUUUGGGAGACUUAUUUGGCAUUGCAACUGCCAACACCAACAUUGAAUAUCCUGAGUUCUCAACAGACGUGAUUGGUGUCCUUGAAGACUAUGAGGGAUUGGCCAAAAUUAAGACUGUGCACGGAGACAGGAACAUUGUCAGGUUCAGACUCACCGAUGGCAGACAUUCUCCAAGAGUCACCGUAUGGGGACCACUUGCUGUUGCUACUGAUACUGCCUACAAAGCUUGUGCUGCUCGGCCAUUCAUAAUUAUUAUGGCCAGUGUUAAAAUGAAAACCUUUCUUGACUAUGUUCAGAUAAACACAGUCCCUUCGACUAAGAUUUAUCUGAACUUGGACAAUGAGGUUGUGUCUGCAAUGAGACAAAGGCUUGAUGAGGAAGGAUAUGUUCCUUCAGAAAGGACGCUCUCUUCCACGUCUUCAGCAGCAGUAAUUCCUCCUCCCAUAAUUGAAACCAUUACUUUGAAGCAAUUAAGUGAGAAGACAAAAUCUGAAUUUCUGAAGAGUAUGUUCCUCUGCAAAGUGAAGGUUAAAAAUAUUGAGGAGAGUGAGAACUGGUGGUAUGACUGUUGCCACAGAAGUAAUUGCAAUGAAGAAGUUUCCAAAGUUGAAGGGAAAUUUAGGUGCUUCAAGUGUCACAGAAACUACCCGAUUCCACAAAAAAGGUAUCGUAUUGCUGUGUUGGCUGAGGAUGAAACAGAAGCUUUUAGCAUGGUUCUCCUGGACAGGGCUGUUAAGAGAAUUGUUGGGAAAACAGCGACAAAGCUGAUUGCUGAAAGGAUUGAUAAUCAAGCAACUUUGACAGAUUAUCCGGAUGAGUUGAAGGCAAUAAAUGGGAAAGAUCUAAGUUUUAAGAUUGAGCUUAAUGAAAACAAUAUUCUCCUCAAGAGUGCUGUGUACACCGUUACUAAUGCUUUUGAUUCUGAAAUCACGGCUUCAUCGAAAUCCGAGGCUACAAAUUCUGAUGUGGAAGUCACUGGCUUCAUAAAUAACAAGGAUGGAGAUGAUGUUCAAAACGACGGGACCACACCGGACACAGCCAAGAAAUCCAGUGAGGAACAGAGCACUCGAAGUGGCAAGCGGGUUGAGGUUCUUGAAGCUGUUGCUGCUGCUGCUGUUGUUGUUGAGGUUGAGGUGGAUGAGCCACUUGCAUUUGAUAUGGUUGAAGAGGAGCAUUGA
Molecule: messenger RNA, 1482 nt
Organism: Daucus carota subsp. sativus
Lineage: Eukaryota; Viridiplantae; Streptophyta; Magnoliopsida; Apiales; Apiaceae
Product: replication factor A protein 1-like
Exons: 12
Coding region: 1-1482 (493 amino acids)
Source: RefSeq, a predicted model, not a curated record